Molecule: messenger RNA, 330 nt
Organism: Knipowitschia caucasica
Lineage: Eukaryota; Metazoa; Chordata; Actinopteri; Gobiiformes; Gobiidae
Source: the annotation of a GenBank genome assembly
AUGGCAAUGAGCGGCAUCCUCAACAGUGAAGACAUCAAGAAGGCCCUCGAUGCAUUUGCAGUGGCCGAUUCCUUUGACGUCAAGAAGUUCUUCGAGAUGGUCGGCCUGAAGUCCAGGUCUGCGGACGACGUGAAGAAGGUGUUCACGGUGCUGGAUGCGGAUAACAGCGGCUUCAUCGAGGAGGAGGAGCUCAAAUUCGUGUUGAAGGGUUUCUCCAAAGACGGCAGAGACCUGACAGACAAAGAAACCACAGCAUUUCUAAGAGCGGCCGACAAGGACGGAGACGGGAAGAUAGGAGUGGAAGAGUUCACCACUCUUGUGAAAGAAUAA